This is a messenger RNA of Hevea brasiliensis (rubber tree), 967 nucleotides long. RefSeq lists its product as uncharacterized. The record is from RefSeq and is a predicted model, not a curated record. The transcript is spliced from 2 exons. NCBI's taxonomy places the organism in Eukaryota, Viridiplantae, Streptophyta, Magnoliopsida, Malpighiales, Euphorbiaceae. The coding region runs from base 249 to 776 and encodes 175 amino acids.
GCCCACUAAGGAAAGAGAGUCCAUUGAAGCAGGAGCUUCCAAAAGAGAGAGGUGGAAUUUGCUGGAAUCGUCUGGUUAUCAGGAUCAAUUAUCAGAAACCUAAAAUAUCUAUUGAGCCAUUUCUGAAUUUUUAUUUCAACAAAAGAGGAGAAGCAGAAGCAGAAGAAGAAGAAGAAACUGAAAGAGACACCCACAUAACCAACUUAUGAUACGUGGCAUAUUCAAAUCUAAUAAGAAGUUCGCUUGGAAUGCCAGAUGCCAUGGACGGUAAGGACACCCAGAUGACGGAUACAGAGACUUUGACUUUGACUUCGGCGGCUGUACCUCACCAAGUCGCCAACGAUGUCGUCAAAGAGAUGCUCACAUUGGCUCGUCAGCUCAUUAACGAGGGUAAACCUUCUCAGGCUCUCCAAGCGGUUGUUGUGGCAAUACGUACCAAAGGUGGAGAUGAGGCUGUGUUUCAGUCCCUGAAUCAUGCUCGUGAACUGUAUAGAAACAGGCUGCAAGAGAACACCGCCAUUGAUCAACUUGCUGCUGUGUUUGCUGAGUGUGCAAUUGCUGAAGUGCAGCCUUCUGAAGUUGAACCAUUACCACUUAAUGUAGGUGGCCCAUCGUUAGAUGUUCAUGCAAACUCUAUACUUGCGGACACUGGUAGGAUGCAAAUUGUGUUGGAUGCGUUCUCAGAUGGAAGCAACUUCAUCUGUUUGCAGUGUGGAGGUCUUGUUAGUAACCAUCGCAGAGACGAGCACUAUGCCUACUGGUGUUGCCAACUCUGAUGUGCAGGAAUAUAGAAUUGAAUAUCUGUAGUGCUCCUUGAAAUGCUUGAUUUGCUUACUGUUGCCCUACUACAUUUGACUACACAAUGCCCUUGAUGAAAGGGUAUUUUCAUCAUCCAAUGUGCCAGAUGUGAUCAUUAUCAUCAGUCAAAACUUCAACUGCUUGAAGAAGGGUGCACGGGCCCCUCAUA